GCCCAGUGCACGGAGCGAGCCCCUGUGUCUGUAGGAACCUGACAGAUAUGUGCAUCGAGAGAUGAUAUGGCAGAAAUGCGUGCAAAUGUUUCAACGAGGCAAUAGGCCAGGCAGGAAAUUGGAGUAAAGCUGAAACAUAAGGCUUUGCUACCCAGCAGCUUGCCAAGCUCGUGUGUGUGCGUGUGUGCUCGAAGUGCCUAUGGCGGAGUUUGGGGAGGACGGCAGCCUGCCUCCAUUGAAUCUUGGGGAUACUGCCGUGCCCAGCGACGAAGCAGCUGGCAAGACGCAUUGCGAAGUGUCGGUCUUGAAUGGAGACUGUGGGAUAUCGGAAAAUAUGGUCGGUUCGGGAUCCCUCGUCGCACCUGGCAGCCAAGCCGGGGUGGAAACCGCCAACACCUCUGUCGGAUUGGAUGGCAAAUCUGAAAUACCACGCAGGAGCAGCAUUAUCAAGGAUGGCUCAAGACAGCGUAAAGAAAGAAAGAAGACUGUAUCAUUCAGCAGCAUGCCCACUGAGAAGAAAAUUAGCAGUGCAAGCGACUGCAUCAGUGCAAUGGUGGAUGGCUCUGAGCUGAAGAAAGUGCGAUCCAAUUCCCGCGUCUACCACCGCUACUUUCUCCUUGAUGCCGACAUGCAGUCUUUGAGAUGGGAGCCCUCAAAGAAGGAAUCAGAAAAGGCUAAGAUUGAUGUAAAAUCUAUCAAGGAGGUGCGGACGGGGAAAAACACAGACACUUUUAGAACUAAUGGAACGUAUGAUCAGAUAUCAGAGGACUGUGCCUUCUCAAUCAUUUUUGGGGAGAACUAUGAGUCUCUGGAUUUGGUGGCAAACACUGCAGAUGUAGCCAACAUUUGGAUUACAGGGCUGAGGUACCUGAUCUCCUAUGGGAAACAUACUUUGAAUAUGAUAGAGAGCAGUCAGAACAACAUGCGCUCAUCUUGGCUAGGCGAACUUUUUGAUGAGGCAGAUGUUAACAACAGCAAACAAAUAACAAUAUGUGCUGCUGUGCAGCUAAUCAAGAAGUUGAACCCUGGACUUAAAAAUGUGAAAAUAGAAUUGAAGUUCAAGGAGCUUCACAAAGCGAAGGACAAAGCAGGUUCUGAUGUGACGAGAGAUGAGUUCAUUGAGGUCUUUCAUGAUCUUUGCACCAGACCAGAAAUUUAUUUUCUCUUUGUUCAGUUCUCCAGCAACAAAGAAUUUCUGGAUACCAAGGACUUAAUGAUAUUUUUGGAGGCAGAGCAGGGCAUGGCACAAGUCAGUGAAGACACCAGCUUAGAAGUCAUCCAGAAAUAUGAACCGUCUAAAGAGGGCCGGCUCAAGGGUUGGCUUUCCCUUGACGGGUUCACUAACUAUCUUAUGUCUCCAGAGUGCCAUAUAUUUGACCCUGAACAAAAAACAGUAUGUCAGGAUAUGAGCCAGCCCUUGUCCCACUAUUACAUCAACUCAUCCCACAACACAUAUCUGAUAGAAGAUCAGUUCAGAGGUCCGUCUGAUGUGACAGGGUAUAUCCGUGCCCUCAAGAUGGGCUGCCGCAGUGUAGAGCUAGAUGUAUGGGACGGGCCUGAUAAUGAACCUGUUAUUUACACUGGUCACACGAUGACAUCACAGAUAGUUUUCCGCAGCGUCAUCGACGUCAUCAACAAGUAUGCAUUUGUUGCAUCUGAAUUUCCACUGCUACUGUGUUUAGAAAACCAUUGCUCCUUAAAGCAGCAGAGAGUCAUGUUUCAGCACCUAAAGAAGAUCCUCGGAGACAAGAUCCACCUUGAUCCUCCAAAACCUGAGGACUGCUACCUCCCCUCCCCCUUAGAACUGAAGGGGAAGAUCCUGCUGAAGGGUAAGAAACUGAGCACAAACUGCACUGCUUCAGAAGGUGAGGUGACAGACGAGGACGAGGGGGCAGAGAUGUCUCAGAGGAUGAGCAUAGAGUCUGCUGAACAACAGACUAUCGCACCCAAGAAAUUCCAGCUCUCGAAGGACCUCUCGGAUCUGGUGACCUUGUGUAAGUCUGUGGAGUUCAAAGACUUCCCAACAUCUUUCCAGACCCAGAAACAAUGGGAGCUUUGCUCUUUCAAUGAGGUCUUUGCCAGUCGCUGUGCCAGUGACUUCCCAGGUGACUUUGUAAACUACAACAAGAAGUACCUUGCACGAGUUUACCCAAGCCCCAUGCGGAUCGACUCCAGCAACAUGAAUCCACAAGAUUUUUGGAAGUGUGGGUGCCAGAUUGUAGCAAUGAACUACCAGACUCCUGGUCUGAUGAUGGAUCUAAACAUAGGCUGGUUCCGUCAGAACGGGAACUGCGGCUAUGUGCUGCGUCCAGCGAUCAUGAGAGAGCAGGUUUCAUAUUUUAGUGCCAACACUAAAGAUUCAGUGCCUGGUGUUUCUCCGCAGCUCUUACACAUCAAGAUCAUCAGCGGACAAAACUUCCCUAAACCCAAAGGCUCAGGUGCCAAAGGAGACGUGGUAGACCCCUAUGUGUAUGUGGAAAUACACGGCAUUCCUGCUGACUGCGCUGAGCAAAGGACUAAAACAGUCAACCAGAACGGGGACAACCCUCUAUUUGACGAGAGCUUUGAGUUUCAGAUAAAUCUCCCCGAGCUUGCAAUGGUGCGCUUUGUGGUGCUAGACGACGACUAUAUUGGUGAUGAAUUUAUCGGCCAGUAUACGAUCCCCUUUGAGUGUCUCCAGCCAGGUUUUCGCCACGUGCCGCUACAGUCUCUGACAGGCGAGGUUCUGCCACAUACCUUGCUGUUUGUUCAUGUGGCCAUAACCAAUCGAAGAGGAGGUGGCAAACCUCACAAAAGGGGACUGUCUGUACGGAAGGGCAAGAAGAGUAGAGAGUAUGCCAGCAUGAGGGUGCUAUUGAUCAAGGCUGUGGAUGAUGUCUUCAAAACAGCCAUACUACCACUAAGGGAGGGAACAGACCUCAGAGAAAACAUGCAGAAUGCCAUUGUGUCCUUUAAAGAGCUGUGCGGCCUUUCAGCAGUAGCUAACCUGAAGCAGUGCAUCUUGGCCCUUUCCCCUCGACUGACCGGACCCGACAGCAACCCCCUGCUGGUGUUCAACCUCAGUGACCAGUACCCUAACUUGGAGCCCCAAGGCCUGCUUCCAGAGGUCCUCAAGAAAGUCAUCACCACCUACGAAAUGGUGAUCCAGACCAGCAAGACUCUGCUUGAGACCUGUGAUGGGGUGUACGAGAGAAUUCUACAAACCCAAAAAGCAGCGAUGGAGUUUCAUGAGAACCUCCAUGACUUGGCCGUGAAGGAGGGGCUGAAGGGCAGGAAGCUGCACAAGGCAGUGGAGAGCUUCACCUGGAACAUCACCAUACUGAAGGGUCAGGCAGACCUACUGAAACACGCCAGGAAUGAAGUCCAGGAGAACCUUAAGCAGAUCCACUAUGCUGCGCUCACCUGUAACCUGAGUAAAGGAGGAUCAGCAGGCAGCUCCACUGGCUCUGAGUCUAAGAGCCGACGCAGCCUCGAGGCUAUUCCUGAGAAGGCCGUCGCGGAGGAGGAGCUCACCGAUGAGGACAACUAAAGACCCACAGUCCCACUCUGGUGCUCUCCUGGCACCCACAUUCAGACCUCGACUCUGUUCCUGCCUCCUGAGCUCAAAACCCAAAGCUCCUGCUCUCCACUCUGUGGCAUCAUCGCUCUACACGAGACAGUGUUUUUCCACAUUCCAUCGUGUGCAUUCCUGUACCCCAAGCACAGCUGUAAGCUCUUACACUUCUGCCUUGUAAUCAUCAAUAAAGUGGCACCACUACUUAAAGACACAAAUCCUUCCCAAGUUGACAUCAAAGUUUAUACAAGUUUGGAAAAUUGCUGUCAUUAUUUCUAAGUCUCAAAAUGUUUAAAGCUGUACUGAAAGCUGGAAGAGUCUGAACCAUCAUAAACAUUUGCUACACAUCUGAUGCUGCCUAGCCCACACUGAGUGUGCACACACAUAAAUACCAGAUCUUACAACCCAGCGAGAGCCUGACUUGGGGAAAUAUUAAAAGGGAUCACAUGUAGAAAUGCUGGUGAUCAUCAGUGGCAGACAUAAAUCCUAACGCAUCAGUUCAUCACCCUCCCUUCCCCGUCUCAUUUCCUGGGUGAGCUGGGAGAGCCGAGUGAACUACCAGCCACGUUAACGUUUAAGACAUUGACCUGCUGUUCAGAGACGGUGCACUUCUACUCAGCAGACCGGGGCCCUUGGAUUGUUGAAAGAGAUUUCUUAAAGCACAAUUUUUUUGGAGUUAUGAAUGUAACAGGACAGAGGGAGCAGAAGAAGAAAACAAGGGGACACAAACGUCACGAAUGAGAGUAAAGAGCUGUUUACAAUGCUGAACUUGUCCAUGUUCUCGUCUGCCAAAAUAGUAUAAUAUACUAUGUGUAUAUAUGGAGUUUCCUGUUACCUUUUUUUCUGCAGAGUGCAACAUUUUAUUAUUGUAUACUUGGAAAUAUAAGAUUUAUUUUAUAAAAGAUAUAUGAACCUGUCUGUGGAAAAACAAGAGGUUUUAUUUGUCUGUAGAUAACGAGAGUCGUCACGAGGAGAAGUGACCUCGGAGUUUUCCCGGCGGAGAGCUCGUACGUGUGGAGACAGAUGGACUAAUAACAGAAUGUAUUCAAACCGUUUGUGGUGCAAACAACAGCAAAGUCUCAACAAACCACAACCAGCAAACUGCAUGAGAAGGAGCCACGACUGGUCGUUGUUAACAUGCACUCAAAAACACUUUGGACGGUGACACAUUUUAAUAUUUCAGCAUUUCAUCUGGGAAAAUGUGCGGCCUUUAUUUUUGGGGCAUGAUCCUCCCAUUCCAGGGCGCUAAAGACAACGUAAUGCUCCGAAUGUUCCACCAAUGUAAAAAGAGAGAAUACUGCAACUAACACAAUGGUGCCAGAUAUUUUUGGUUUUUUUCUAUCUCUCCAGGUGUGCUCCCAAACAAUCCCACUGUUAUUUAAAACUCCCCCAAUGAGAAAUCAGCUCUGGCUGCUUUAAACACUCAUCCCCUUGUUUACUUGCAGUCAUCUGGGUAAGUUAUUUUAGCGAGCAGAGUGAUUGAAAGCGUCUCACAGGAAACCAACAGGAUGUGUCUGGGUUGCAGACUCUGAAUGGGAGGUCAUGUACAAAAACAAAGACGAUGCUUUCACUUUAAAAGCUAUCCGAUGUUAAAAAGACGUGUCUCCCUGUCCAUCACUCGUGGGCUUUGCUAUGUCUCAUCCUGCAGUUAGUGUGCCACAUCUAACCGCAUCUGGGACAGCUCCAGUGGUUCCGGUCUGUCACAGUGCUUUGAUAACCCUUAUUUAACUCAGGUCUGUUGAGAAGAUGGAAGAGAAGGAUAUGAACUGAAGAGUAAUAACAGAUUCAUAGCCAUUCCUGGUGACUAAAUAGAAUCUGAUCCACAGUAAUAACCCUGAUAUUUAACUGUGCCACAUUACUGCUAACUAGGGCUGCCACGAUUAGUCGACUAAUUGAUGACUAAUCUACUAUUAAAAUAAUCGGUGACUGUUUUAGUCGUCGACUAAUCGGUUUGAGUCAUUUUUCAUAGAAAAGCACUAUAAAUGUACCCCAAAAUACUCUUACUGCAGCUUCUUACGUUCAGAUAUUGGCAGCUUUACACACUCUCCCGUAACAGUGAACUAAAACCCUUUGGCAUGAGUAUGAAACAAGACAUUAGAUGACAGAAUUUUGGGGUUUGGGCGAGACAGACCGACAUUUUUCAUCAUUUUAACACAUUUUUCGAUGAAAUGAUUAAUCAAAGAAAUAAUCUACAGAUUAGUCGACAAUGAAAAUAAUCGUUAGUGGCAGCCCUAGUGCUAACUACAAAAUACAGUGUCAGUUGAAUAGUUGGAAGUGAGGAAGAAGUUUUUGCCUUUUGAAAUGCCUUUCCCCCACAUGUUGCUUCAACAGUGCUUUGCUUGCUUUUCAUUUAACAGUCCACAUCUGUGUCUCUCAUUUCAAAUCUCAAAGUUAUCUCGCUAAAAGUUCUGCACUGACUGGACCAAGGAUGCUUCAAAAUGAUCAGUAUGUGACACCGUAACCAUUUGAACGUGAUCUACACUCAGUUGCCAGUUCAUUAGGUACACCUAGCUUAAAUAAAUCUAGUCUUCUUUCAGGAAGACUGCUUUAAGGAGAUGAUUUAAUUUUGUGCUCAUUUUGGAGGCUGUAGUUUGUGGUGUUGAGUUGUACUGCAUCAUAUAGGGAAGUGUUUCUAAUAUUUAGUCCAUGUUUAUAUCAACGUGCAUAGGUGGAACACUUGUUAUAACCCAAUGCAACAUAAACUGCAGACGAAGAUUUUGGUGUCUGAGGUUUUCUGGUCUCUGUUUAUAGUCUGAGUACCAGUACCGACCCGUCCCGUUUGAAUGGCAGGUAAACAGUGUGUGAAAAGGCAGACUGCACUGGCUGAUAUGCAAUCUCAGAACCAACUGGAUAUGUCUGACAAGUUAGCUUUAUAUUAGCUUUUUAAAAAUGUGUCUGCCUUCACAUGUAGAUAUCUGUUUAUUGAGACUGAUCAAAUCGGCUGGCGCACAGAAGAGGGAGUCUUGGCCUGGACAUCUUUUUCUUUUGGAUAGGGAUGUUCCAGUACAGAGUUUGGGACUGAUAGUGACGACUGAUGAGAGUUUAUAUCCAUUGCUAAAUUUCAACUCUUGUCUCUAGCUGGGCUUUUACAUGUAGACCUAAAAUGUUAUUAAAAACAUACGGUGUAAAGCAGCCCGAAACAUUGCACCGCCCCUUUGUAUUAAACUACAUCUUCCAGUGACUGUAUAUAAAAAUGAAUAAUGCAUCUCCACCUCCUCCCACUGUGCAAAAAUGAAGCCAAAACAUCCCGGUUAAGGGAGCUGCCAUCUUAACAUCAUUUGGAGCCAGUGUCUGUGAUCUCAGUGAUAUCAAGUUCCCACACAUACAUCCAUUCAACCAAUCCUGAGCAGCACUAUUGAGCGUGAGCACACCAGUUUGCACAGACAGCUGUCAAUCAUGACGUCAAACCUCAUUUUUAUGGCAUCAAACAUCAAGUUUAAGCAAAUUUAAAACCAAACUUAAAAGAAAAACUUGAUAAAACAUCAGUGCGAUGAGAACUACCUACAGUGAGAGAAUCCAUCUUUAGAAAAAUAUUGGACGUGUACUUUGAUUUUUCAGUUUGGCCCAUGUGCAUCCACUAACGCAGAGGGAGUGGGGUUUGAGACCUGUACUGCAGCCAGCCACCAGGGGGCGAUCUAGAUGUUUGGCUUCACUUUUGGGAGCUGUCAUGUUGUCCAUCUUUACAUACAGUCUAUGAUUAUUUCUAGCUAGGUGUGCCUAAUAAACUGGCAACUGAGUAAUGCAAAAAUAUUGAAUUUUCAUUUUUAAAUUUGUUAACUUUAUGUAAAUUAAACUACAGGCCCAUAUUCAUGCUCUAUAUGUUACUGAUUGAUGACUAAUGAAGUUAGCAUCAUGCUAAUGUUGUUGGACUGUAGUUGCCUGAAGUAACUCAACAGUUUGAAAGGUGAUCAGCUAAAAAUUAAUUAGCCUGUGUUAUAAUGUGCUUAAAGUCCCGUCUCUUGCAAUUUGUUAGUGUUCAUCCUUAUACAGGGGCUACAAAAUAAAAUGGGGAAAACAGUUGCGAGUACUUUCUCAUUAAGUCUGUACACAUUAGCCUUGAAUUAAUUUAGCAUCACGUGGCCACAUCCUGUCUUAACGGAUUUACAUGGAUCUUUUAGUUUAGACAAAAUAAUAAUUACCAGCAAAAAAAUCAACUGCUUGAAUUCACUUCCCAAAUCUCAAAACAUUCAGCAUUUCUCUUGACACACAUGCAUUUGGACUGUUGAAUGAAGCCUGAGCAUGUUUUUUGUUCUUUUGUUUCCCCCUCAGUGUUCACAAUGUUGUUUUAAUGCUGUCCACACCUCCUGCACAUCACUCGACCCACGACAUGAUGAAUAAACUGUUGUCUCUGGA
This is a messenger RNA of Epinephelus fuscoguttatus (brown-marbled grouper), 7906 nucleotides long. RefSeq names its product inactive phospholipase C-like protein 2. Gene Ontology annotation, molecular function: phosphatidylinositol-4,5-bisphosphate phospholipase C activity. The transcript has 6 exons. Bases 200 to 3529 code for a protein of 1109 amino acids. Gene Ontology annotation, biological process: intracellular signal transduction; lipid metabolic process. NCBI's taxonomy places the organism in Eukaryota, Metazoa, Chordata, Actinopteri, Perciformes, Serranidae. The record is from RefSeq and is a predicted model, not a curated record.